GACUGAGCAAUGACGCUGUUGUGGGUGCUGCUCUUGGGGCUGCUGAUCAGCUGUGACGCUGGGGAAAGUGCAACUGGCUGUGGCAAGUAUAACCAAAAUGGUCUGGAGAGUAAAAUUGGCUUGAUUCCGGGAGGCGCUCGACCUGGUGAGUUCCCUUGGAUGAUGGCAGUUCUGGAUCGAAGGGAUGGACUGACCCGGUAUAUUGGUGGCGGCUCCCUGAUCGCGGCGAAUGUGGUCCUCACUGCCGCACACAUAUUGAACGGCAUUGGCGAGGACGACUUGUUGGUAAGGGCCGGCGAAUGGAAUGUGUCCACCACGGAGGAGAUAUACGGGCACGUAGACCUUGGUGUGAAAAAGGUGAUCUCGCAUUUAAAGUUUAACAACUACAGCGGGCAGUAUGACAUAGCUCUGCUCAUCCUGAAAGCUCACUUCCCAGUGCAGGCAAACAUCCGGACAGUGUGUCUGCCCUCCCAAAACACCAGCUUCGUGGGCAGACACUGCCUCUUCAACGGCUGGGGCCCGAUGGAGGCGGACUCGAAGGAUUACCCCAACGUUCUCAAGAAGAUAGAUGUGAACAUGAUAGACAAGACAGCAUGCCAACGAAAAUUUGGAAGAAAUGUCUCACCUUAUUUAAUAUGCGCAGAAAGCCUUAACCGCAGGGCAAGCUGCAAGGGCGACGGAGGCUCUCCACUUGUGUGUCCCUUGCCCAAUGACCCCUCACGCUUUGAGCAAGCCGGAAUUGUCACCUAUGGCAUCGGCUGUGGCACCUUUAGAACCCCGGGCGUCUACACCGAUGUAUCCCGGAUGAGCGACUGGAUCAACUAUCACCUGCACAGGUGGAACAUUCAACUGGGGCAGCGAAAAUUGUAAACGUGAUUAAAAGAUUAUAGAUAUAAAGGCAUUUUUGGAGAAGCAAUUGAGCACUUUAAGUCUUUUACGACACGAUAGACUUCUUGCAAAUAAUAUCUGCAAAUCUUGCUGUAAAAUGGGAAACUAUUUUAAGGGUAUUUUGAGAUUGUGAAAGCUGUUCAAAAUACUCGGGUAGAUCAACAAAUCUAUAAUGAAAACGAUCUUUUCUUUUACAUAAACAAAAUGUACACGUUGUAGCUCUUUAAAAGGCAUAAAGUCUUCAUCAAAGCAUAACUUCUGAACUCAGCUGUCAUGUAAGUCCAGCAGAGGAAGGCCGAAUAAAGGUAUUUACCUUCUGGCUAUUUUAGCGAA
Drosophila serrata is the source of this 1221-nucleotide messenger RNA. RefSeq names its product phenoloxidase-activating factor 2-like. NCBI's taxonomy places the organism in Eukaryota, Metazoa, Arthropoda, Insecta, Diptera, Drosophilidae. Gene Ontology annotation, molecular function: serine-type endopeptidase activity. The record is from RefSeq and is a predicted model, not a curated record. Gene Ontology annotation, biological process: proteolysis.